AGCUCCAGAGGACAGAUCAAUGUGAAUUCUUUCAUUCACCACUCACUGCUACGCAGCACAUUCCCCCCCCAGCAACUUUUUAAUGGCUCGAGCUGAGCUGACUAUUGGGCUUCUGCUGUUGCUGACCUGUUGCUUAGCAGAUGCACAGGGCUGGAGGAGUUGGUGGAGUUGGGGGGAUUCGGAGAAAACAACCUUCCCUCCCACAAAAGCUGCCGGGACUGAGGAGCAGACGGCACAGCAUCCUGCCACGCCUGAGGCUACCACCCCACUAAACAUCCCCCUUGAAAGCACUACCCAGCAGAAAGGAAGAGUGUGGACUAUAUUUACCCUUAAGAGACCAGACGUUACUGCUGCCACGACCAUCCCUACAACUGCUUCACCUUCCCAGCUGGAAGGCAGAGAAGGAGGCAUUGCAGGGGUAGGGGCUGAGAUACUGAACGUAGCCGAAGGAAUCAGGAAUUUGGUUCAACUCUGGGACGAAAAGACUACCAAAGGGACAGAGAGGACUGAGGCAUCUGCAACAGCUGAUCCUCUGAAAGCAUCACCUGUCCUUGUUGCAGAGCCAGCAAGCAUCCAGAACGUUACUGCCAUCUCUACAGAUGAUGCACAAACCUUGCUGGAAACUGGGCAGCCAGAGACUACAAAGCCUGCUCUUCUGUGGAACAAGACUCGAGUCCUCUUAAAGAAGCCUGAGAUCCCACUCCCAGAAAAUUUCAGCAGAGAAGUUGGUCUCUUAGAGCUAAUUGGGGAUCCCCCACCAGACCAGAUCACCAAAGUGUAUGGCCCAGACAACAGCCCUGGCUUUGUGUUUGGACUGGAUGCCAACACUGGACAAGUGGCACGUUACCACCUCCCUAGCCCUUUUUACAGAGACUUCUCACUCUUGUUCCAUGUGCAACCCACCACUGACAAAGCAGGCGUGCUUUUCGCUAUCACGGAUGCCUCCCAAUCAAUCAUCUAUGUUGGUGUGAAGCUAUCUGAGGUAAAAGAUGGGAAACAACAGAUCAUCUUCUACUACACAGAGCCUGGCUCUCAGAACUCCUAUGCUGCUGCCACAUUCACAGUGCCUUCCCUGGUUAAUCAGUGGACUCGCUUUGCCAUCAGCGUGGAGGAUGAGGAAGUGGUUCUCCACAUGGACUGUGAGGAAUUUGAGCGGGUCCGUUUUGAGCGCUCUCCUGACGAAAUGGAGCUGGAAGAUGGUUCAGGGCUUUUUGUAGCACAAGCUGGAGGAGCUGAUCCUGAUAAAUACCAGGGUGUAAUUGCAGAAUUGAAAGUGAAAGGAGAUCCUCAGGCAGCUGAUGUCCAGUGUGAGGAAGAGGAGGAUGAUUCUGAUGUGAUGUCUGGAGAUGGAGGAAGUGGAGUUGGAGAAAAGCCACAGCCACCAGAAAAGAAAAAGGUGACUUCGAUGAUUUCAGGUCUUCCGGAACCUCCACCUGUCACUUCUCCUCCCACCGCCAAAAAGCCCACGCAGCCCGAAGAGAAACUCCUUUUGCAAACUGAACUUGACAAACUAGAAGCGGGGCCGACAUUUGCUUCAGGAGUAAAAGCCAAAGGUGAAAAGGGAGACCCUGGUGAAAAAGGUGAACGUGGCUCUAAAGGGGACUCUGGAGUUGGUGGAGUUUUGUCGACAAAUGAUGCUAAAGGUGAAAAGGGAGAAAAAGGAGAGCUGGGCGUUAAGGGAAAUGCGGGCUUUGGAUACCCAGGCUCUAAAGGACAGAAAGGUGAGCCUGGUGCUCAAGGGUCUCCUGGCCCUGCAGGACCCCCCGGCCCCCCUGGAACCAUCGUACAGCGCCCUGAUGGCUCCAUGGUAGAGCACGUUGCUGGGCAUCCAGGUCCCGUGGGCCCAUCGGGGCCACCUGGGAAGGAUGGCUUGCCUGGGAAGGAUGGAGAACCCGGAGAUCCUGGUGAAGAUGGUAAACCAGGUGAUGUUGGCCCCCAAGGAUUCCCUGGGACCCCGGGUGAGCCUGGCCUGAAAGGUGAAAAGGGUGAUCCAGGCGUUGGUGCAAGAGGUCCCCCUGGACCACCUGGACUACCAGGGCAACCAGGACUUGGUUCUAAAUUGGACAAGUUGACAUUUAUUGAUAUGGAAGGCUCUGGUUUUGGAGGGGAUUUGGAAAACUUGCGAGGCCCCAGAGGACCUCCUGGGCCCCCAGGCCCACCCGGUGUGCCUGGCUUGCCAGGACAACCUGGAAGAUUUGGGACGAAUGGUACUGACCUCCCAGGACCACCUGGCCUCCCUGGAGUGCCGGGCAGAGAUGGCAUGCCAGGACUCCCAGGACCUCCUGGGCUUCCCGGUUCUCCAGGAAGAGAAGGGAUCAUUGGUCAGCCUGGGUUGAAUGGAGCAAGCGGCGAACCGGGAGAACUAGGCCUUCCAGGAGCACCUGGACCUAAGGGCAGUAAAGGAGAUGCCGGGCUGCCGGGAGCACCAGGUCAAACUGGCCUGGCAGGCCUUCCUGGGCCCAUGGGUCCCCGAGGACAGCCUGGGCCUCCGGGUCCCCCGGGGCCAGGACUUGCGGCUGGAUUUGAUGAUAUGGAGGGCUCAGGACUGCCAUUUGUUUCUGCUGUCCCUGGAGCACGUGGACCAGAAGGACAACAGGGUUUACCAGGACUUCCAGGACUCAAGGGAGAUGCUGGCAGCCCUGGUCUCCCUGGUUUGCCAGGAGAGAAGGGAGACCGUGGAUUUCCAGGGCUGGAUGGUCGCUCUGGACUGGAGGGGUUCCCAGGACCCCAGGGGGAAAAGGGUGACCGUGGGGACCCAGGGGCUAAAGGUGAACAAGGUCGAGAUGGGAUAGGACUGCCAGGUCCUCCUGGCCCUCCAGGACAAAUCACCUACCUGGCCAGUGAUGAUAAAACCUUAUCUACUUUGCCAGGCACAGAGGGCAAGCAAGGGCAUGCUGGUUUCCCAGGGCCAGUGGGACCAAAAGGUGACCCAGGAUCCCCAGGUUUUGAAGGCAGUCCAGGACUGAAGGGUGAAAAGGGAGAGCCAGGAGUUAUAAUUGGCCCCGAUGGAACAGUCGUGGCAGCUAAUGCAAAAGGAGAAAAGGGUGAAUCAGGCUCAAGAGGACCUUUGGGGCCAGCAGGGCCACCUGGGCGGCAUGGACAGAAAGGAGAAAUUGGUUUUCCAGGAAGAGCUGGUCGACCUGGUAUGAAUGGCUUGAAGGGAGAAAAAGGUGAUCCAGCAGACUCAAGUGGAGGGCUGGGCUUAAGGGGUCCUCCAGGCUUCCCUGGCCCUCCUGGCCCUCCAGGUCCUCCUGGAAGCAUAGUGCCUGUUUAUGACAAUAAUGCAUUUGGUGAUACGGGCCCUCCCGGACCUCCAGGAUUGCCUGGCUAUCAUGGUACUCCUGGGCAGAAGGGAGAAAGAGGCGAGAUGGGUCCUCCAGGGCCCCCAGGCCAGUUCCCCUAUGAUUUCAGCAGAUUUGGCUCCACCUUUAGGGGAGAAAGAGGGGACAAAGGUGACCCUGGAAUGCAAGGUGAAAAGGGCGAGCCAGGCGGUGGAGGAUUGUUUGGAUCAAGUGCUGUUGGACCUCCAGGUCCCCCAGGAUAUCCUGGCCUUCCGGGCACCAAAGGGGACAGUAUAAGGGGUCCACCUGGCCCUCCAGGACCCCAAGGACCUCCUGGUGCAGGAUUUGAGGGACGCCCAGGAAUUCCAGGCCCCCCUGGUCCUCCUGGUCCUCCAGGACCACCUUCUUUUCCAGGGCCCCAUAGGCAAUCCAUCAGUAUUCCUGGACCACCUGGGCCACCAGGACCACCGGGACCUCCAGGCAGUAGUGAUACAUCCCUCUCUUCUGGGCAGCUGCGUAUCUUGCCAACCUAUCAGAGCAUGAUCGGCAGAGCUCACGAAGUGCCUGAAGGGCAGCUUGUCUUCAUCCGAGAGAGGGAAGAGCUCUACAUCCGUGUCCGCAGUGGUUUCAAGAGAAUCCUUCUUGAGGAAAAAAUAUCCAUUUCUGGUGCUGGGCUGGACAACGAGGUGCACGAUAGGCUUCCCAGUGUCCACUACUCGCAUGGAGGCACAGCAUCCUCUGGAUCCCAGCGCUUAUUCCCACACCAUUUGCCCGUGCAUUCGCACCGAGAAUAUAGCACUUACUCCACGGCCAAGCCCUGGAGAGGGGACGAGAGUGUUCCCAACCAGCACCGCCUUCCUGAGCAACCGGCCAUCCACCAACCCCAUCAGGGAGCACAGCACCAGCAAGAGUCACUGAAUACCUUCUUUCUCAACAAUCGCCAGCCUGAGGCUGCUCCUUCUGCUGUUCAUACACACCAUGAUUUCCAGCCUGCUCUCCACCUUGUAGCCCUGAACACUCCCCUGAGUGGCAGCAUGCGGGGGAUCCGGGGAGCUGACUUCCAGUGUUUCCAGCAAGCCAGGGAGGUUGGAUUGACGGGCACCUUCCGAGCAUUCCUCUCCUCCCGCCUGCAAGACCUUUACAGCAUAGUGCGCAGGGCAGACAGGGGCGCAGUGCCUAUAGUCAAUCUCAAGGAUGAAGUGCUGUUUAAUAACUGGGAGAACCUCUUCUCAGGCUCUGAGGCACCAUUCAGAAGUGGGGUUCGUAUCCUUUCCUUUGAUGGAAGGGACGUCCUGAGAGACUCGGCAUGGCCUCAGAAGUACGUGUGGCACGGCUCCAACGCUCAAGGACGACGGCUAACAGAGAGCUAUUGUGAGACAUGGCGGACAGACGACACUGUGGUGACAGGCCAGGCUUCCUCACUAGCAUCGGGCAAGCUCCUCGAGCAGAAGAACAGCAGCUGUAAGAACGCCUUUGUCGUCCUGUGCAUCGAAAACAGCUUCAUGACUUCUUCCAAAAAAUAAAAGCGGCACACAACCGAAAGCGCUGACUGCAAGCGGAGGAUGGGAGCCCAAACGUUUCCCUUAAGGCCUGGGGAGCGGGCGGUGGUUCCCCCCCCCCCCGCCCCACCCCACCCCCAACCAGGAUAACGUCUCCAGCCAGUUCCACCAUAUAUCAGUCAAGCAGAUCAAUGAGUGAAAAAGCCAAAGAGUGUCUUCCUAUGAUUUCCAGCGCAGAUCUGGUGCUGAGUAUUUGUGUGUGUUAUUUUCCUCCUGGCGUGGCUGUGGUGAGCAAUGCCUGCCUGCUUUGGUGGGGCUGGGGCAGGACAGGCUUGUGUGCAAGGCAAUCUCCAGGCAAGCGCGGUACAGGAAAUGCUCUCUUUCAAUCUCUCUCUCCUUAAUCCUCCUCAUGUUGAACCCUUGACUUGUAUUUUUCAUUCAGCUGUCCUGUUUGACUUUCUUUCCCCCCUGCCUUUCUAAACUACUCAGUUGUUCCUUUUGAAAAGAAAACCAAGGCCAAGUGGGGGUACAUCAGAAAUUCUAUUUAUUGUGGUUGGCUUAACAUAAGAAGGCCAUCCUAAAGCAGAGGGGUGGUGAUAGUGCUGCUGUUUGGAGCUUGCUCCUGUGAGUGUAGCCCUGCAGCUCUACUUGCUACCAGGCACUCUUGGCAUGGCCUACCUUUAUAUUGGGAGCAGAGUGCUAAGGGCAUAAACUAGAGCCUGGUGGACAGCACACGGCCACAGUUAAGGCAUCUGUGAACACAGAGCUGGCUUUGCUGUGGCUGUCCAGGAUAGGAACAGGGGCAAAAUUCCCGCCUCCCUCUCCAAGCACAACCACCCAUAUACUCGCUGUAUAUGGGCUUGUCAGACAGCCUUUCCCCCCAGCUCUGCCUGACUCACCCGCAGGCUUAACUGUUUGCUUAUGCCUUAUUAUUCCCAAACACAGAAGAGAAAAACACUCUUCGUAGCCCGCUUACCAUUUCUGUUGCUGAAUUUGCAGUGUUGUCUGCUGAGACAACAUGCCCAGAGCAGUGAGAACGUGGUUGCAUGUCGUGCUAUGAACAGUUCUCCCCCUCUGCACACACACUUUUUGCCCUUUACCAUAUCUAGUUCUGUAAGAGAGCCAGAAGUGUUCAGUAACAGCUUUACAAGUGAUUUUGCCAAUGUGUUUUCAUUAGGGGUGUGACGGAAGUAGAAGUGAAGCAAAGUUGCCGCUAAAAGAAUCUGCAUUUGUUUUUUUAAAGUAUUUUUUUUAAAAAAACAUUUACCUUGUCUUCUGCGCUUUCACAGAAAAUGGGUUGGUGCCAAAGCAAGUGGCAGGCCCUGGCUGAACUCCUGCAGUUCCCAUUGGUUUGCAGAACCCUGGAAACACACCUGCCCACCCUCCCUGUGCUUUAGCCUAGCCCAUGCUUUGCAUGCAAGAGGCCUGGGUCCAAAUCUCCAAUCACAAGUAUCCAGUAACAGACAAUGUGAAAGAUCCCUACGCAAGACCCUGCAGGACUAUUGUCAGUUAAGAGUUGACAGUAGAGCUAGGUGGGGCCCCAGGAAGCUGUCUUAUACUAGGUCAGAUGGUGAUCCUCCAUCCGUGGCUAUUCUCCCAAAUCCUUGGCCCUAAUCUAUGUCAGACCUAGACUCUGUCGUUAGCAACUGCUCCUGAAUCAGAGUUACUGUAGAAGAGGGCCACCUCUAUCAAAUCUAUCGUCCCCCUCAACCCCUCUUCUAUGGCAGGAACCACUAGGCCGAAGCCAUUCCUAACUGCUGUACAUUCAGCCACGCUUCCAAAGCAGGAUGGUGACUUCUGCUGCUCUUUCAAGGUCUGGCAACUAAGCACUGUCUGGUAUGAUGUAUCCACUGCUCAGCACCCAGAAGCACAGCUAGGCAGGGUCAUGGCCCAGCAGCAUUGAAGUUAUCUGAUGGCUGAAUGCACAGUGAAGGAGAGGCUGGAGGCCUUCCCUGUCCGUAGGCUCAAGCGUGACCAAGGACCUGCUCGCCACGUCACGGCCCCCCUCCCGCUUCAAUGCCACAAGACUGUCAGGCAGAAGCUUGUUACGUCCCAAUUCCAUUUUAAACACUGAUCUGUGAGUUGAUUUUAAAAAAGAACGGUGCUAAACUUCUAUACCUAGCCUUCUGUUGUCGUCGUGAAAUUUUAUUACCAGGGUGGGUGGGGACAAAUCUGUGCAAGUCACACAGUCAGUUUCUGUCUACUGUAUUUUGUGGGGGGAAAUAAUAAUGCGAUUUUGAAAGCCUGUGGAUUUCUAUAUCUUUGUCAGUUGUGUUGUUGUUCUAUAAACUGUUUUCUAAAGGCACUGAAUAAAGGAAAGUAUCCUCUUUUAA
This is a messenger RNA of Elgaria multicarinata webbii, 7113 nucleotides long. It is a transcript of the gene COL18A1, whose product is annotated as collagen type XVIII alpha 1 chain. Gene Ontology annotation, biological process: angiogenesis; extracellular matrix organization; endothelial cell morphogenesis. Lineage: Eukaryota; Metazoa; Chordata; Lepidosauria; Squamata; Anguidae. Gene Ontology annotation, molecular function: extracellular matrix structural constituent conferring tensile strength. The record is from RefSeq and is a predicted model, not a curated record. The transcript has 42 exons. The coding region runs from base 83 to 4804 and encodes 1573 amino acids.